Messenger RNA from Suncus etruscus (white-toothed pygmy shrew), 477 nucleotides. It is a transcript of the gene OXLD1, whose product is annotated as oxidoreductase like domain containing 1. The transcript has a single exon. Gene Ontology annotation, cellular component: mitochondrion. NCBI's taxonomy places the organism in Eukaryota, Metazoa, Chordata, Mammalia, Eulipotyphla, Soricidae. Bases 13 to 426 code for a protein of 137 amino acids. The record is from RefSeq and is a predicted model, not a curated record.
UUCCCUUCACUCAUGGGUUUGUUUGGUUCUCAGGGGCCCCCCCACAUGAGAGGCCUUCCCGGAGGGGACAGCAUUCUUCGUCGGCCCGCGGCCCGAAUCCCAGCCCACUUAGGCCACCGAGAGUUGGCGAAGGACCACGGCGAGAAGGGCUCCGAAGCCGGGCCAGGGCAGCUCGAGUCGCCAGCAUCCGACGCUGGCCCCGCGAAACUCGGGGCCCCCUCCCCGGACCUCCAGCCCCCGACCAACUGCUGCAUGAGUGGCUGCCCCACCUGCGUGUGGGUGGCCUACGCCGAGGCCCUGCUGCAGCACUACCAGGACGGUGGCGAGCGCGCCUUGGCCCAGCUGGAGCAGCAUGUGGCCGACGAGAACCUCAAGGCCUUCAUCCGCAUGGAGAUCCGGCUCCGCGCUCGCGGGCCAGGCCGCUGAGCGGGGAGGGCCGCUGCUGUACCCCCAAUAAACCAGCUACUGAGGGGCAAA